Molecule: messenger RNA, 985 nt
Organism: Rubroshorea leprosula
Lineage: Eukaryota; Viridiplantae; Streptophyta; Magnoliopsida; Malvales; Dipterocarpaceae
Source: the annotation of a GenBank genome assembly
AGAACUCAAAAAUGCCAAGCAUGGAAUUGCAACCAUCUCUGGACCGAGAAGCCGGGAUGUCACGUUCCAGGGGCAAACGUGGUGGCUGGAUCACCUUCCCCUUUAUUGCAGCAACCCUGACAGGAUUGAUGCUGGCUGGUUGGGGAUGGCUGACAAACUUGAUUGUGUAUCUGAUUGAGGAGUUCAAUGUGAAGAGUAUUGAAGCUACUCAGAUUACAAAUAUUGUCACUGGUGGCAUCAAUCUGCUUCCCAUCAUUUCAGCAAUUCUUGCUGACUCUUUCUUAGGAUCAUUUGCUGUGGUUGCAAUUUCUUCCUGUUUCUCUUUGCUGGGAGUGGUUCUCCUGACCUUAACAGCAUCAAUUAGCUCCUUGAGGCCUCCACCAUGUGAGACUGGAUCAACCUUAUGCCAAGCUCCAUCAAGGGUUCAGUUCUCAGUUCUAUAUGCAGCUAUAGCUUUAGCUUCGAUAGGCCUUCGAGCAAUGAGAUUUACUCUAGCAACAAUGGGGGCAAAUCAAUUUGAUACACCUCAGUAUCAAGGUGUUUUUUUCAACUGGUUCUUCUUUAUCCUUUAUGGAGCAUGUGUAGUAAGUGCUAUAGGCAUUGUCUAUGUUGAGAAUAGUAUCAGCUGGGGAUUGGGGUUUGGCCUAUUUUCUGCUGCUAGUUUUGUAGGUUUAGCCAUUUCCUUGCUUGGUACUCGAUUUAAUCGACAUGACAGGCCUCAAGGAAGCCCAUACACGGGUUUCGCUCGCGCUCUUGUUUCUGCUAUAAGAGGAAUAUUCCACUAUCACCCAAAACUGAGGAUUAUUACCACGGAAUAGAUGGAACAAACAUGAUUUUGGCUGCAACUCCUUCUCAGAGCUCAAGGUAUGAGUUUAUUUGGUAUUGGCAACUGUGGUUUUUUCUGUUGGUUUUUUUAAAACAAAGAAAUGGAGAGAACCGAGAGGCAGAUGAUGAAGAGCAGAACACAUAAAAUGGAGAGGAGUAU